Abrus precatorius (Indian licorice) is the source of this 1526-nucleotide messenger RNA. RefSeq names its product G-type lectin S-receptor-like serine/threonine-protein kinase At1g34300. Gene Ontology annotation, biological process: protein phosphorylation. The record is from RefSeq and is a predicted model, not a curated record. NCBI's taxonomy places the organism in Eukaryota, Viridiplantae, Streptophyta, Magnoliopsida, Fabales, Fabaceae. Gene Ontology annotation, molecular function: protein kinase activity; ATP binding. The transcript is spliced from 2 exons. Bases 52 to 1305 code for a protein of 417 amino acids.
ACAUUAUUCCUCACAAUCACUUGAGUAUUUUGAAUUCUUAUCUCUUGUCUAAUGUCAACAAGCACUAGUGAUGGAACUGAAUUUGGGGCGAUUGGGGCUGUCAUCUUACUUGUUGUGGUUGGGGUGAAGGUUGGUAUUUUGAUUUGUGUGUGCCGAAAAAGAAAUCAGAAUGAUAGUAAAGUGGGUGUAGACUCACAAUUUUUGACACUCACUAUGGAUAAAUUUCUGAAUGAUAUGGAAAGGGAGAAGCCAAUCAGGUUCACUGGUCAGCAACUAAGGAUUGCAACUGAUAACUACUCUAACUUGUUGGGUUCAGGAGGUUUUGGAGCUGUUUAUAAAGGGGUUUUUAAUAAUGGAACAAUGGUAGCAGUGAAGGUUCUACGUGGGAGUUCAGACAAGAAAAUUGAGGAGCAAUUUAUGGCAGAAGUUGGUACAAUUGGAAGAAUUCAUCAUUUUAAUUUGGUUAGGCUCUAUGGAUUUUGCUUUGAAAGAAACUUGAUAGCACUGGUUUAUGAGUACAUGGGAAACGGCUCUCUUGAUAGGUAUUUGUUUCAUGAAAACAAGACCUUAGGAUAUGAAAAGCUUCAUGAGAUUGCAAUUGGAACAGCUAGAGGGAUUGCUUAUUUGCAUGAAGAGUGUCAACAUAGAAUAAUCCACUAUGAUAUAAAACCAGAAAACAUUCUCUUGGAUAGGAACUUCAAUCCUAAAGUUGCUGAUUUUGGUUUGGCCAAGCUUUGUAAUAGGAACAAUACUCAUAUAACUAUGACUGGAGGAAGGGGUACUCCUGGUUAUGCUGCACCUGAGCUUUGGAUGCCAUUUCCUAUAACUCACAAGUGUGAUGUUUAUAGCUUUGGAAUGUUGUUAUUUGAAAUCAUAGGAAGGAGAAGAAACCUUGACAUUAAACUUUCUGAAAGCCAGGAAUGGUUUCCAAUAUGGGUUUGGAAAAAGUUUGAUGCUGGACAUCUUGGGGAGUUAAUAAUAGUUUGUGGGAUAGAGGAGAAAAAAAAGGAGAUUGCUGAAAGAAUGGUCAAGAUAGCUUUGUGGUGUGUUCAGUAUAGGCCAGAAUUAAGGCCUAUAAUGAGUGUUGUGGUGAAAAUGUUGGAAGGUUCAGUGGAAAUUCCUGAACCUAUGAACCCAUUUCAGCACUUGAUGGAUGGGGUUGUUGCUCAUCCAAUCCCAGUUUCAGAGACUUAUACAGCAAGUAUUUCUCCUGCUUCUUCUGUUAUGGUAAAUGAUUCCAGCUUUGUAUGUGCUACUCCUGUUAUGAUAAAGUAUGAGAUUGAAUUGGCCGCUAGCAGUGUGUGAUGGAGGGCAUACACUACUUAAUGGAAGGUUUCCAUGAGUUAAAAGUUGUACAAUUUAAUUUUUUUUUCUUCUGGUAAUUGGAUUUUGUUUAAUCCAUUUUAUUUACUCACAUGUCCUUUUUAUUCUUGGUGAUAAUGUCCUUUUCAUUUUGCUCUGAAGUUUUUGGAGUUUAAAACACAGUGUAAUAAGUGAAGCAUAAAGGUAAUGCAUAAAUCUGCAAC